Vigna radiata var. radiata (mung bean) is the source of this 875-nucleotide messenger RNA. RefSeq names its product putative H/ACA ribonucleoprotein complex subunit 1-like protein 1. The transcript has 4 exons. NCBI's taxonomy places the organism in Eukaryota, Viridiplantae, Streptophyta, Magnoliopsida, Fabales, Fabaceae. Gene Ontology annotation, molecular function: box H/ACA snoRNA binding. Gene Ontology annotation, biological process: ribosome biogenesis; snoRNA guided rRNA pseudouridine synthesis. Bases 91 to 681 code for a protein of 196 amino acids. The record is from RefSeq and is a predicted model, not a curated record. Gene Ontology annotation, cellular component: box H/ACA snoRNP complex.
CCUAUUUUCCACUACGCUGCUCCAAAACCCUAAACCCCCCAAUCGUUGUCUUGGCAAGCCUCUGUGGCUGUAUUCUCUGAUAACUAAACAAUGAGACCCCCCAGAGGCGGUGGGCGCGGUGGCGGUUUCAGGGGCGGCCGCGACGGCGGCGGUCGCGGUAGAGGUGGAUUUGGUCGUGGCGGUGGAGGACGCGGCGGUGGCGGUUUUCGCGACGAAGGACCACCCUCCGAAGUUGAAGAAGUUGCAACGUUUAUGCAUGCAUGCGAGGGAGAUGCAGUGACAAAGCUUACGAACGAGAAAGUUCCCUUUUUCAAUGCUCCUAUAUAUCUGAAAAACAUGACUCAGAUCGGGAAAGUUGAUGAAAUAUUUGGCCCCAUCAACGAAGCUUACUUCUCAAUUAAAAUGAUGGAAGGGAUUGUUGCUACCUCAUAUUCAGCUGGGGACAAGUUUUACAUCGAUCCAAGGAAACUGUUGCCUCUUGCAAGAUUUCUUCCACAACCUAAGGGACAAGCACAAGCUGGUAGAGGUGGAGGCCGAGGAGGUCGUGGUGGUGGCAGAGGUGGGCGUGGAGGUGGUGGAGGUUUUCGUGGAGGUGGUGGUUUUCGUGGGAGAGGUGGCCCAAGGGGUGGGAGAGGUGGUCCUCCUAGGGGUGGGGGUUUCAGGGGAAGGGGAAGAUCAUGAGGGGGGAGUCUUAUGUAAUGUUUUUCAUAUUGCUGCAGUUUUGUUUUGGAGAUAACAUAGAUGUUUAUUUAACUUGUUAUUUCUUAUGGAUUGAGUGGUUCUGCUGCAUUCAUUUUGUUUGAUAAUGUUAUUAUCAUUUUGGCAAAGGUGGAUUGAGAUUCCAUCACUAUAUUAUAAAGUCAAUUAAAACUGAA